AACCAAACCAAACCGAAUCAGAGCAAAUCACACUAAACGAGACGAAGAAAACAGAGCUCAAGUCUAUACAGAAAUCAGUAUGCAGGUUGCAAACUUGCAACACCAUGAAUUCCCUCCUUCACCAAAUAUCGAAGAAACCCAAAAGACGAUUUUUAUGUGGAAAGUUUAUUUCCUCUGUUGCUACCUUUGAAAACCCAUCAAAUUUCUCUGCAACUUUUGACGUUUUUCCCAGAAAUAAUAUCGACAUAUAUCAGAUUUUUGCUUCAUGGAACAAAUCAAAGGUAAAUACAAUAUGGGACGCAAGAAUUUUACAUACCCAUUUGAUAAAAUCUGCCAUAUUUGACGCUGAUUUCUUUAUUUCAAACUCUUUGCUGAAUUUGUACUUGAAACUUUCUGCUGUUGAUAAUGCAGUCCAACUGUUUGAUGAAAUGCCUAGCCCAAAUUUUGUUUCUUGGAAUGUUAUGAUUUCAGGGUUUAAUAAUAAUUUUUUGUAUGAUGAUGCUUGGAGGUACUUCUGCCGCAUGAGGUCAAUGGGUUAUGGGAGCAAUCAGUAUGCUUAUGGGAGUGUUAUAUCUGCUUGUAGUGGUUUAGGGUCUUUGUUGUAUGGUACAAUGGUUUAUUCAUUGACUCUGAAAGAUGGGUUCUUUUCAAAUGGGUAUGUUCGUUCUGGUUUGAUUGAUCUCUUUUCGAAGAAUAGACGUAUUGAAGAUGCCUUUCGGUUGUUUAAUGAUUGGCCUUAUGAAGAGAAUGUGGUUUGCUGGAAUAGCAUGAUAAAUGGGGCCGCGAAAAAUGGGGUUCAUGUAAUGGCUAUAGAGCUCUUUCAUCGAAUGCGACAGUGUGCUGUAAUUCCUAAUAGUAUUACAUUUUCUGGUGCUUUAGGUGCUUGCAUUGCACUAGAGAACGAUGAUAUGGGAAAGAAGGUUCAUGGAUUGGUGAUUAAACAUGGUGCAGGGCAAGAUGUAUUUGUAGGUACUGGUAUUAGUGAUUUAUAUUCCAAAUGUGGACUUGUGGAUGAGGCUGCAAAGAACUUCUUCAGAAUGCCGGUUCAAAAUGUAGUAUCGUGGACUGCUAUGAUUUCUGGUUAUGUUAAAAAAGGUGAUGUUCUUUCUGCUAUUAGGUUAUUUAUGGAAAUGAGAAAAGUUGGGGUUGAAGUGAACAAAUAUACUGUCACUAGCAUACUCAGUGCAUGUGCCAAGCCACACAUGGUUGAUGUAGCUAUGCAAAUGCACUCAUGGAUUAUUAAAUCUGGUUUGACUGCGGAUUCAGCGGUGGUCGCUUCCAUGAUUAGUACAUACUCCAAAGCUGGAGAAAUAAAUCUAUCUGAAUUGCUGUAUCUAGAGCAGGAUGACUAUGAAGAUAAAGGUGUAUGGAAUGUCAUGAUAUCUUCUUUUGCUCAAAAUAAGAAAAUGGAGAAGGCCAUGAACUUGUUUUGCAAAAUGUUGCUGAUUGGUUCUAAACCAGACAACUUCUCAAUUAGUAGUAUUUUGAGCAUCAUAGACUGUCUAUACACAGGGAGGCAGAUACAUUCCUACACACUUAAAACCGGUUUGGUCUUUGAUCUUUGUGUAGGUAGCUCACUCUUUACCAUGUACUCAAAAUGUGGUCGUUUGCUAGAAUCUUAUGAAGUUUUCCUACAGCUUCCUGACCGAGACAUUGUUUCAUGGGCUUCAAUGAUUUCUGGUUUUGCUGAACAUGGAUAUGCUCAUCAAGCCAUCCAGUUGUUCAGAGAGAUGCUGUUUGCAGAGAACAGACCAGAUCAAGUGACUCUCUUGGGAGUUCUGGUAGCUUGCUCCUCCCCUGUUAUUUCUCUUAUUGGCAAGGAAGUACAUGGCUAUGUUUUCCGUGCGGGACUUUGCAAAGAGAGCUUGAUUGGAGGGGCACUUGUAAAUAUGUAUUCAAAAUGUGGCAGUCUAGAGUUAGCGAGGAGAGUGUUUGACAUGAUUCCUAAAAAAGAUCAAGUUGUUUGCUCUGCAUUAGUUUCAGGGUAUGCCCAAACCGGAGACAUUCAAGAAGCGUUGUCUGUUCUCCAUGGGAUGCGGGUGGCUAAUCUCCGAGUUGACUCCUUCACAGUUUCAUCUAUUCUUGGGUCUGAUGCUCUUCUGAAAAUGACUUACAUUGGGAUUCAAUUGCAUUCUCUCAUCUUAAAAGUAGGUUUGGAGUCUGAUGUUUCUAUUGGUAGUUCACUAAUUACAAUGUACUCAAAAUGUGGAAUUGUUGAUGAUUGUCGUAAAGCUUUCGAUCAGAUAAUAAAACCUGACUUGAUUAGCUGGACAACUAUGAUAGUGAGCUAUGCGCAACAUGGAAAAGGUGCAGAGGCCUUAAAACUUUACGAAGCUAUGAUAAGUGAAGGCUUGGAACCUGAUGCUGUGUCAUUCACUGGUGUUUUAUCUGCUUGUGCUCAUGCUGGUUUGGUGGAAGAAGGAUAUUCUUAUCUGAACUCCAUGUCCAAAGACUAUGGGAUUGAACCAAACCUUCGUCAUUAUGCAUGCAUAGUUGAUAUUCUUGGGCGCUCUGGAAGACUGGAAGAAGCAAGAUGUUUUAUCUACAAUAUGCCUAUAAAGCCGGAUGCCUUGAUUUGGGAAACAUUGUUGGCUGCCAGCAAACUACAUGGUGAUGUUGAAAUUGGAAGGCUAGCAGCCAAAAAGGUUAUUGAUUUGGAACCAUCUGAUUCUGGGGCUUAUAUAUCAUUAUCAAACAUGUGUGCUGAUAUUGGACAGUGGGAUGAAGUGGAAGAUAUUAGAGAUCAAAUGAAGAGAACUAGGUUAAGCAAGGAACCUGGGUGGAGCCUCGUGUGAUUCACUGUUCUAGUGUCUGUAAUGCUGGACUUGAACCUAGCAGGAAAAACUGUUUGGGGAAUUGGGAUACUUCUUAAGCUAAUAAAGUCAAAUUGGAAUGGCAAAAUACGUGAGAGGUGACUUCACUUGUGAAAGAUGACAAGUGUAAGGAACAAGUAGUAUACCCCAGUUCUCGUACUUCGGCUAAAGUAAAAGAGGAAGUCCCCAAAAUUCAAGGAGAAAUCGAAGAGAUUGCUCAGAUGCAAAAUUAAAUGGUCUGAAGUGCGGGUUGCUUACUGUCAGGAUAUGAUUCCGUUUCUAUGAGAUACCUGUCAGAGAAUACGAGCUGAUCCUACCCUCGCAGAGAUCUUAAAGAAGGGUCAUCCAAUUAAAGAUGGUACAUUCGUUGAUGCCAAGUCUCGUAAACUGUGCUUUCUGUUUCUGUUGAGGAAAAUUUGACUCCAGAUGAAAGAGUUGUUUCGUAUAUCGAAACAGCCGUACUACUACUUCCCCGGAAGGACAUACAAUUCAUUUCAACGGAUUACUCUAAGGUCACUUUCAGGUUGAUUUCUACUCGAAGUUCUUAUUAUAACAUAUCAUAAACUACAUUAUGCAAAUUGAUUAAAUCAGGUCAACUUCGGGUUAUUUGAAAUAAAAAGGAAAGUGUCAACUUCAGUAUUUCGUGUCUAACAUACUUUACUUCGACUAUCUUUUG
Molecule: messenger RNA, 3489 nt
Organism: Spinacia oleracea (spinach)
Lineage: Eukaryota; Viridiplantae; Streptophyta; Magnoliopsida; Caryophyllales; Amaranthaceae
Product: pentatricopeptide repeat-containing protein At1g74600, chloroplastic
Exons: 4
Coding region: 105-2795 (896 amino acids)
Biological process (GO): RNA modification
Molecular function (GO): RNA binding; protein binding
Source: RefSeq, a predicted model, not a curated record